AUGUCAAACCCGACUGGCCUGCCUCUCACCGGAAGGGCGCCGCCUGCCCUCCCAGACCGGAUCAGCACUGUUGACCUCACAAACGAAGAACGGUUCAAUGUUCCAUCAGUCGAGCGACAGAGCUUUUUCAUCACACUCGAGUCAGUUAUUGGGCGACAGGGACUGCCUACCCAGCUAUGGGCGGUGCUUCACAUUUGUGACAUCCGGAAGCUCGAAUGGAUUGUCCAACUUGCGAACCUUUCAGCGAUCUUUUCGGAGGCAUUCCGUAACAUUUCAACUGGUUUUCCCUUCAAUUGGACUUUCCUGCCACCUCUCGACAAGACAACUUUUUCAGAGAUUCCGCCGCCGGCAGACGCUCUCAGCAGCUGGCGCGCAGGCUAUUCCCGGAGGGCAAUCUGGGAUGCCAAACGACGAGAUGGUUCGCACUGCGUCCUGACAGGCAAUAGCAAGAGCUAUGACGCGGUUCCAAUUUUUCCCAGUUUUACUGGAAAGUCGCGCCUUUCGUAUGAUCAGUUGAUCCCCGAUUUUUGGAAGUACGUCGAGGUAUUUUGGGGACAUGCCACCGCCGAACGAUGGGAAAAGGCGGCCUUCAAGAAUCCAAAUAAUCCUGACGCCCCUGUCAAUGAUUGCACAAACAUGAUCUGUCUUCGAAAGGACCUUCGCGCGGCUUGGUUGGAUGCGCUGUUCGCGCUGCGCCCAUACGCACACAAAUCGUUUGAGAACAUUCCGACUACCACACGAGCUCUGUCUUCCGAACGUCUCAUUGGCAUGAACGGGAUGGUUGUGAUGGUGGGAGAAGGGGACCAAAGACGGCCCAUCGAAUCGGGUUACCGAUUCAAGAUGGCGACCCAUAACCCCGAGACUCACCCGCUUCCGAGUUGGGACCUUUUGGACAUCCAGUGGCAUCUGACUCGAAUCGUUGCCAUGUGUUCCGCGGCUCGUUACAAGAACGAUGAUUGCGACUCCGAUGACUCGGACGAGAGCGAGCCCGAAAUGGCUGUUGCGUUGCCUCGCGCAUAUGGAUCGCCUCGCGGAAAUGUGUCCCCUUCCCUCCCGCGCACGUCUUCGUAUGUGUUUGGAAGGCCCCUUUCUCCUGUGGAGGAAGAGGAAGAAUAUGUCGAGGAUCUCGAUUUCGGCAGAGAUUCAACCGGUCCGUUGCCAGGGUCCGAGGCCGAUCAGCCACGCAAUGUUGAUUCGAGUUGA
Messenger RNA from Penicillium bovifimosum, 1203 nucleotides. RefSeq lists its product as uncharacterized. NCBI's taxonomy places the organism in Eukaryota, Fungi, Ascomycota, Eurotiomycetes, Eurotiales, Aspergillaceae. Bases 1 to 1203 code for a protein of 400 amino acids. The transcript is spliced from 2 exons. The record is from RefSeq and is a predicted model, not a curated record.